Molecule: messenger RNA, 636 nt
Organism: Aphis gossypii (cotton aphid)
Lineage: Eukaryota; Metazoa; Arthropoda; Insecta; Hemiptera; Aphididae
Exons: 2
Coding region: 1-636 (211 amino acids)
Source: RefSeq, a predicted model, not a curated record
AUGGAUCGUACUGAUAUUAAUUCACCUAAGAAAAAAAAUCCUUGUGGAAAGUUUAUUGGUACUGGUCAAAAGCAAAUAAUUAUAAAUCUGUACAAAGAUUUCAAUCAACAAAUCGAAAAUCCCGAAAACCCCCGAUUGAACUACAGACAAAUGAUUUUGAAAAUUUCAAAAGCAUCUGGUAUUGGUCAACGAACAAUCCAAACAACUUUGGCCGAGUAUAGAAAUAAAGGUACUGUGUCAUCGCCCAACAAAAAGAAAAUAAGACCUACAAUUAUUGAAAAAGUGGACGAUUUUGACAAAAAUGCAAUAAGGCAAAAAAUUCAUAGUUUUUGGUUCAAUCGUGAAGUGCCCACAGUUGCGAAGAUGUUGAAUGCCAUAAAUGAAGAUGAGCAAUUACGAAGUAUGAAACGUUCAUCAUUUCAAAAAAUAUUAAAAGAAUUACAGUUUGUAUAUGUUAAAAAAAGUCGGAAUAGCGCGCUUCUCGAAAGAGGUGACCUUGUGACUUGGCGGCAAAAUUAUUUGAGCACAAUAAAGCAAUACAGAGCACAGGGCAGACCGAUAUAUUACUUAGACGAGACUUGGGUCAACGCGGGAGAAACGCGUAGUAGAUCAUGGGUCGACAGUUCGGUCACUUAA